AUGUCAGACAAUGUGCCUUUCGAAAUUCAAGAAGAAAUUAUCAAAAGGCUUCCUAUCAAAUCACUGAUCCGAUUCCAAUUGGUCUCUAAAGCCUGGAAGUCUCUCAUUGGCAGUAGUCAUUUUAUUGCAGAUUACAGCGCCCCACACCCACAGCUGCAACAUCUCCUCGUGAGGUAUGAUGACGGACAUACUUCUACGCCAAGAUAUUCUUCAGUUGUCGAUGAUCAUACAUUACCCAACAACCAGAGGGUUUCCCUCACUCCUCCCCAGUUGGUUAACUGGCUUAGACAUUCUAUAAUAACCGGCAGCUCUCAUGGCUUGUUGUGUUUGCGCUGUUUCUAUGGCGAUGAUGCUGUUGUUUUGCCUAAUUUUCCAUAUGGUCUUGGAACCAUAAUGGCUGUUAUUUGGAAUAUUUCAAUUAGAAAAGCUAUUGCUGUUGUUGUGCCUAAUGUGCUAGAUGUGGAAAUAUACACAACCUUUACAGGUUUUGGGGUUUGUCCAGAGACUAGUGACCCUAAGAUUGUCAAGAUCACACAAAUUAAUAGGUGGAGUGAUGCAGAAAGUGUAACUCUCAUCCCUUGGCAGGUUGAGGUUUUUACAGUAAGCUCAGGGGUUUGGAGAAGUCCAUAUAGCACCAAUCUCCCUCGUAAAUCAAUUCAAUUCAGCCGUUCGCAUGUUGGUGUAGAUGGGUUCUGUUAUUGGCUUGCUACUGAUAGGAGUACUAUAGAUCCUGGAUUUAAGGCUUAUAAUCUGAUUAUUUCAUUUCAUAUGACAAGUGAAGAAUUUACAGAAGUAAACCUUCCAGAUAGUUUAAUAUAUGAGGGGUCUGUUGAUUAUUUGAACAUCUCUAAUCUAAGGGACUCUCUUGUUGUGCUUGAUCAAAAUACGCAAGAGAAUGUUUGUUAUGUUUGGUCAAUGAAGGAUGGUGCAUCGAAGUCGUUUACAAAGCUAUUCACUAUUUACUCACCAGAUGCAACGCUACUAAGUGUACUAGAAUUUAGGAAAAGUGGUGAACCUGUAAUUGAAAUUGUAGAUAAUGAUGCUGACACGUGUUUUGUCCCGUCAUUGCUUGCCAUUUAUGAACCCAAAUCAAAGCACAUCAGUAAUCUUGGUUUUAAUGGAACAGGUUCAUUUUAUGUGCAUUCCUACAAGGAAACACUUAUUUUGCUUGACCAACCAGAUUUUACGGUUUAUGCCAAAGGUAAAGGCUACAUCGUUAAGCAGAGAGCUGAGAUUAUAAGCCUUUUGAAGCAUACAAGCAAGCAUUUAAUCGGAACGAAUUGUGAACGGAUUGUUGCUUCGAAGAGAGUAUUAACCUGCUCACGGCGGCGUCUACGUCGGCAAACUCCCAUAAAUCCGGCGGAGCUCCGUCUACUGAGUCCGCCAUUCACCGCGGAAGCAAUGGUUGCGGUGGUGGCGGUUAUUGAGGAAUUUGAUGUAGAAAUUGAUUGUGAUUUGAGAGAUUGA
Molecule: messenger RNA, 1467 nt
Organism: Helianthus annuus (common sunflower)
Lineage: Eukaryota; Viridiplantae; Streptophyta; Magnoliopsida; Asterales; Asteraceae
Product: F-box/kelch-repeat protein At3g23880-like
Exons: 2
Coding region: 1-1467 (488 amino acids)
Molecular function (GO): protein binding
Source: RefSeq, a predicted model, not a curated record